This is a messenger RNA of Gymnogyps californianus (California condor), 1286 nucleotides long. RefSeq names its product acid phosphatase 6, lysophosphatidic (gene ACP6). Gene Ontology annotation, molecular function: phosphatase activity. Bases 1 to 1248 code for a protein of 415 amino acids. The transcript has 10 exons. Gene Ontology annotation, biological process: dephosphorylation. Lineage: Eukaryota; Metazoa; Chordata; Aves; Accipitriformes; Cathartidae. The record is from RefSeq and is a predicted model, not a curated record.
AUGGGCUGGCGGAUCCGCCUGGGCUUCCUGGCCCUGUGGGCGCACCGGCGGCAGGCAGCGGCGGCCGCCGCCGCCCAGGAUGGCGACGUCGGCAGGGAGCGGCGGGACCUGGAGCUGAAACUGGUGCAGGUGGUCUUCCGGCACGGGGCUCGCACCCCGCUGCGGCCCCUGCCAGGGGCAGCGCCGGUGGAAUGGCAUCCCACUCUUUUAGAUGUACCUGCUCAGACUAAGCUUGAUUACAUGGUGACUGACCUAAAUGGAGGACCUCGACCCUCCUCGCCCUAUGAGGAGCAAUACAAAAAGACCACAUUCAAGGGUGGUGCAAUUGCAGGACAGCUGACAACAGUAGGGAUGCAGCAGAUGUUUGCCCUCGGGGAAAGGCUGAGGAGAAGCUAUGUGGAAGAAGCCAACUUUCUCUCACCAACGUUUAAGCCUGCUGAGGUCUUCAUCCGUUCCACUAAUAUUUUCCGGAAUCUGGAGUCCACACGGUGCCUGCUAGCUGGGCUGUACCAACAGCAGAAAGAAGGAUCUGUUGUCAUUGUCACUGAUGAAGCAAGCUCUGAAAUCCUCUACCCCAAUUACCACAACUGCCAGCGCCUGAAGUGCUUGAGCAGGCAUAAGUUGAAGAAUGCUCUGCAACAGCCAGGUAUCUCUGAUGACUUGAAAACAAUUAAGGAGAAGAUGGGUAUUGAUGGUGAUAAGGUGGAUUUUUUUCUCCUCCUUGAUAACAUUCUUGCUGAGCAGGUGCACAAUUUGCCAAGCUGCCCUGUGCUGAAGAACUUUCAGCAGACAAUUGAGCGUCGAUCUGUUGACUCGCUGCUUUUCCUUCUGGAAGACGGUUCAAGAGAAGUUCUUCAGAUGAGUGUUGGUCUCCUUUUCUAUACCUUACAGAAGAACAUUACAGAAGCAGUAGAUCCCUCAUCUCCAGCUGACAAGGCCAGAAAGCUCAUUCUCUAUGCUUCUCAUGACAUUACCCUUAUUCCUCUUCUGGUGGCACUGGGCACCUUUGACUGCAAGUGGCCACCUUACGCUGCAGAUGUGACCCUGGAACUGUAUCAGCACCGGCAGUCCAAAGCGUGGUUUGUUCGCGUGUCUUACCACGGAGAGGAGCAAGUGGUGAAAGGAUGUAGAGCAGGGCUCUGCCCACUCAAAGAAUUUCUAGAAGUUCUUGCACAGUACUCAGUCAGUCCAGAGGAGUACAAUAACCUGUGCUCCCAAACGGAGGGGAAUCAGCAAACUGACUCAUGAUUAAGUUGUCUUAAAUUAAAAUUAGUUUAUUGUCACAA